CCCAAUUUUGAACGGUGUAUUCAUUCAUAUCCAAGCCUCCUAUAUCUUAUUCCCACUGCGUUUACAAAAAAAUUUAUAGUUCAGAGUCUUCAUCUUCUCACAAAAUACCCAACUAAUCCCUCUCCUCUGCUCUUCUUUCCUCCUCAUUCUCUCUCUCUCUCUCUCUCUCUCUCUCUAUAUAUAUAUAUAUCACUUCUUCUUCCUGUUUAUUGUUAAGCAAAGAUGGGUGUGAUCAAAAUCUCCCAAACAUUCAAGACACAAGUGACUCCAUCUAGGAUGUUCAAGGCCUUGAUCCUUGAUUCCCACAACCUCUGCCCCAAGCUCAUGUUUUCGUCGAUAAAAAGCAUCGAAUAUCUUCAAGGCAAUGGAGAGGUUGGAAGCAUCAAGCAGAUGAAUUUCACGGAAGCUAGUCCUUUGAGGUAUGUGAAACAUCGAAUUGAUGCGCUUGACAACGAGAACUUCAUGUGCAAGUACACUUUGUUCGAGGGUGAUGCGUUCUUGGAGAAGCUUGAAUCGGUGUCUUAUGAGGUCAAGUUUGAGAGAUAUGGUUAUUCAGGAUGCAUUUGCAAGUUGUCGAGUGAGUACAGGCCAAAGGAGAAUGUGGAGAUCAAAGAAGAAGACAUCGAGCUCGGGAAGGAUAGAGCCAUUGGGAUGUAUGAAGUUGUGGAAGCCUACCUCAUGGCACACCCUCAUGCCUAUACUUGAAAAAAUACAAGGAAAGUUUUGUUAUGAUACUGCAAAUUGUCUAACAGCCUGUAUUUUGUCUGUUUUCAUGUUUCUGUCUUCAUUGUUUUUUUACAGUUGUUUAAUAGAUAUUCCUUAUGUGAUUGUGAUUUCCCUUUAGAUCAGACUAAUGUUAUCUUUGAGUCUGUUAUCAUCUGUGGAAUUUGAGAGAAUCAUUUUAUAGAACUGGCUGUGAAAUAAUAUCUAGUACUGACGGGAUUUUCUGAA
Cornus florida is the source of this 951-nucleotide messenger RNA. RefSeq names its product pathogenesis-related protein STH-21-like. Gene Ontology annotation, molecular function: signaling receptor activity; protein phosphatase inhibitor activity; abscisic acid binding. The transcript is spliced from 2 exons. Bases 223 to 705 code for a protein of 160 amino acids. The record is from RefSeq and is a predicted model, not a curated record. Gene Ontology annotation, cellular component: cytoplasm; nucleus. Gene Ontology annotation, biological process: defense response; abscisic acid-activated signaling pathway. Lineage: Eukaryota; Viridiplantae; Streptophyta; Magnoliopsida; Cornales; Cornaceae.